AUGCCACUCGAAAUCUUCAAAGCCCCAUCCUUCCUCAUGUUGCUUUUGGUCGUGCUUCUCAAUUAUAUGGCUGUCGGUACCUUGAUCUGGUACCAGGUGUUAUGGCUCCAAAAGGUCUGGCAUUGGUCCCCCCUCCAAUUUGCUGUAGGCUGGACCCCAUUCGUGAUCUGCGCCACGGGCGCUGCCUGUCUCGCAGCAUGGAUGAUCCCGCGAAUGGCAGCACAAUGGAUCCUGGCCAUUGGGACGGUCACGAUCUUGAUUCUAAUGUGCCCAUGGCGACCGUGCCCAUCCACCAAUCUUACUGGCCCCAGAUUUUUCCUUUCGGUGGUUCUGUUCUCAUUCUGCCCGGACUUCGUGUACACGGCUGGUCAAAUAAUUGCCAGCAACUCCGUCCGUCGAAAUCAGCAAGGGAUUGCUGCGUCCGUCAUUGGCACCCUGAAUCUAUAUGGAAACAGUCUCGGACUCGGGUUUGCAUCCACUAUUAAGGUGCAAAUUGCCCGACAUUCGGGUAGCCAAAUCACGGGGUACCGAGCGGCACUUUUGUUCGGGGUUGCCAUCAGUGUCUUAGCGCUUAUACUUGAUGUCUGCUUUGUCCGAAUAGUCAAAGAUGAUCGGGAGGGAUGGCAUGAGGAUGACCACAUGGAGGAGAGAGGAGAUUGA
This is a messenger RNA of Penicillium verrucosum, 660 nucleotides long. RefSeq lists its product as uncharacterized. Gene Ontology annotation, cellular component: membrane. Bases 1 to 660 code for a protein of 219 amino acids. Gene Ontology annotation, molecular function: transmembrane transporter activity. The transcript has a single exon. NCBI's taxonomy places the organism in Eukaryota, Fungi, Ascomycota, Eurotiomycetes, Eurotiales, Aspergillaceae. The record is from RefSeq and is a predicted model, not a curated record. Gene Ontology annotation, biological process: transmembrane transport.